AUGUUGGCUCCAACAACUUCUAGCAAAAAAGAUGUCUUCGAGGUUGAAAAAAGUGAGUCUCAAAGCUCAGAAGCCGAGUAUCCAAAUGUGCCAGAGAGCAACGCUUCAUUAAAUUCCCAGCCGAUAACGCCCAAGUCUUUUGGUAUCAGAAAAUCUGAGCUUGAACUUGCUCAAAUGAAAAGUCGCUGGCACCGUCUCUUCUACUUCUUUGCCAUCUUUCUUGGAAUGUUCAUCAUGGUGACGGAGCAAUUUGCAACCAAUGUCUUCGUGGGCUAUGCAACGAACUCUUAUAAGCAACACUCACUUAUGUCCACUGUCACUACUAUAGGCCAGGUUGCCAUGGCAGCAUCGUUGCCUUUCUUUGCUAGAGCUUCGGAUGUGUUUGGUCGCCUUGAGUUGUUCGUUGUAGCCUUGAUAAUUAAGACAAUGGGUACCAUAAUCCAAUCCCAGGCAGUGGAUAUACAAAAGUAUGCUGCAGGCACGGUUUUCUACUCAAUUGGGAGCUCGGGUAUGGUACUAGUCUGGCAGGUCAGCAUUGGAGAUGCCUCUACCUUGAGGUGGAGAUUUGCUGCUCUUUCGGCAUUGUGUAUGACAUCUGUGGUCACCACUUGGUCAAUUGGAGAAAUAACAUCUUCCAUAUUGAGAGCACACUCCUGGAGGUUUGGUAUUGCUCUCUGGGCGUUUACCACCCCUUUGGCAUGUUUGCCGUACAUGUUGACAUAUCUUCAUCUUAUUUGGAAGUCGAGGAAAACAGAUACAUGGAAGGUUAUCUCGAAGGAGCGAAAGGAGGCCUUUCUUAGCGGUAGUGCUACAGCAACCAGAUUUCACCAAGAGGCACUCUCGUCUGAGUCCAUCUUCCGCAAACUAUGGGCCAACACCAAGUUGAUAUCAAUCAAAAUCGUCAAAAGGUUGCAAAUUAUUUUGUGGGACAUGGACCUUAUUGGUUGCCUUUUGAUAGGCCUCAUUCUAGGACUCUUCUUGGUACCCUUGACACUCGCUGGUGGUGUGAACUCCAAAUGGAGACAAGCUUCUACUAUUGUGCCCUUAGUGAUGGGUUUUGUUGCUGUUCCUAUCUUCAUCGUUUGGGAAAGUAAGCUAACCAAAAGACCCUUGCUUCCAUUUCAACUUAUGAAGGACAGAGGCGUGUGGGGUGCUUUUGGAGUCAGUCUCUUUAGUACGCUUAUUUCUUCCACUCCAGGCAGUUAUGCCUAUCCUGUUCUACUUGUGGGCAUGAAUGCAUCUGUCACUGUCGCCACCAGAACUCCGACCUUAAACACGUUUGUUGAAGGCCUCACUGUUCCCAUAGUUGGGCUUCUUCUCACUAAAGUAAGGAGAACCAAAGCUUUCAUUGUACUUGGAGACUUUGUUAUGCUUAUUGCUAUGGGCCUAUUUGUUCAUUUCCGGGGAUCAAGCGAUGGGUCCAAUGGUAAGUAUUAUCGUGAUGGAGUAGCCGCAGCUAUGUGUAUUUCUGGAGUUGCUCAGGCAAUGUUCUACAGACUCACCACCACCUCGCUCCAGGCAUGCACUAAUCAUGAAUACAUGGGCCCUGUGACAGCCAUAUUUGGUACCUUCAUCACCAUUGGAUCAGCCUUUGGGAGAUGUAUUUCAGGAGCCAUAUGGACACAAACAAUGUAUGCGGCCAUUCGUGAAGAGAUGAUCAAAUUAGAUGUUGAUCCUUCUCUUGCUACACCUGCUUAUGCAUCGCCAUAUGAUUUUAUUGAAGACUACCCGUGGGGUUCGGAGCCUAGAAGGGCUGUUAGUAUGGCGUAUGCGUCUAUUCAGAGGAAGCUCUGUAUUGUGGCCAUUUGUCUCUGUGUUCCGAUCCUCUUCUUUAUAAUGCUGUUGCGGGACCAUCGUUUAGUCGAUUCUCAAAACUUGGAUGACCACAAAUCUGGCUCUGAGGAUCCUGAAAAAGCGGUCAAGAUUGCUGAGCGUGAAAAGUCCCAAAUUGUUUUCAAGGACGAUGACGAUCAUAUACUAAACUGGCUCAAGAAAAUCUUUGGCUUGAGAAGGAAGGGAUCGAAGUUCAAUUCCUAA
Candidozyma pseudohaemuli is the source of this 2037-nucleotide messenger RNA. RefSeq lists its product as uncharacterized. Bases 1 to 2037 code for a protein of 678 amino acids. Gene Ontology annotation, molecular function: siderophore-iron transmembrane transporter activity. Gene Ontology annotation, biological process: transmembrane transport; intracellular iron ion homeostasis. The transcript has a single exon. The record is from RefSeq and is a predicted model, not a curated record. Gene Ontology annotation, cellular component: vacuolar membrane; endosome. Lineage: Eukaryota; Fungi; Ascomycota; Pichiomycetes; Serinales; Metschnikowiaceae.